Messenger RNA from Lytechinus variegatus (green sea urchin), 6264 nucleotides. RefSeq names its product multiple epidermal growth factor-like domains protein 11. The record is from RefSeq and is a predicted model, not a curated record. Gene Ontology annotation, molecular function: scavenger receptor activity. NCBI's taxonomy places the organism in Eukaryota, Metazoa, Echinodermata, Echinoidea, Temnopleuroida, Toxopneustidae. Bases 118 to 4491 code for a protein of 1457 amino acids. The transcript has 9 exons.
UGACGUGCGCGAGUCAAAAUCUGGCGCGAGCGACCUCUCGUUGUCAUUGCAUUGAGCUGUUCAUUACGAGGUGCCGACACUUGGGAUUUAUCAGUUGGAAAACAUCAAAGUUUCGCCAUGGAAUAUCGUUUUCUCCUGCUACUUCUGAUCUCUCGUCUGCCACAUCUUGUGUUUUCACUUCAGGAAGGAGGAACCAAUGUUUGUCAAAAUGAGAAUCCAGACGGGACUACAGAUCUCUUCUGCUGUGCUGGUUGGCUGGAAAAGAGCGGCAGGUGCACCCGCAAAUGCCCUAAGAACAGAUGGGGUGUAGGUUGUACUAACACGUGUACCUGCCAGAAGAAAAAUGGCAAGUGCAACCGGGUGACUGGAAAAUGUUCGUGCAACAAGGGAUGGUCAGGGGCAACGUGCGAGGAGAUGUGCGAUUCUACACAUUAUGGCAGAAACUGUCUAAUGGACUGUAGCUGUGAGAACGGAGCCACCUGUAAUCGGUUCUCAGGUGCAUGUACCUGUACCGCUGGUUGGACUGGAAAGUCGUGUGAUCAAAGAUGUCCCAGGGAACGAUACGGAGUGGGAUGCCUACAAAGAUGCCGUUGCCAGAACAAUGCUGCUUGCGAUCCUGCUGAUGGAUCUUGUACUUGUCGCAGCGGUUUUACCGGUAGACUAUGUGAGCAAGAUUGUCUCUGUUCAGACGGAUCACCAUGUCAACCUGACGGCUCUUGCCCAUGUGGACCAGGUUGGACUGGACCUACAUGUGAGCAACCAUGUCCGCAGGGUACCUUCGGAAGCGGCUGUUCGCAGGAAUGCCAAUGUCAAAACGGAGGACAAUGUAAUCAAACAGAUGGAACAUGUACUUGUACAGCAGGUUGGACAGGAGAAAUUUGUGAUGAAAGCUGCCAGAAUGGGUAUUACGGACCUAACUGCAGAGAGGAGUGCGCUUGCUUGAACGGCGGGAGUUGCAGUGCUAUGAAUGGUUCAUGCUCUUGCGCACCAGGUUGGAUAGGAGAGACUUGUUCUGAGACGUGUCCAGGAAACUUCUUUGGCGAAGGUUGUCAGCAGGUUUGCCUUUGCGAGAAUGGAGCAGAGUGCAAUCCUGUGGACGGUCGCUGCAAUUGCAGUUCUGGGUGGAUUGGGGAAAUCUGCAAUGAAAUGUGUUCGCAGGGUUCAUACGGAGUUAACUGCGGAAAUAGAUGUAUGUGUGAAAAUGGGGCAGAGUGCAAUCAUGUCGACGGCACUUGUUCGUGCUUAGCAGGCUGGCAAGGGCAAUUCUGUUCUGAUUCCUGCGCUGAUGGCACAUUUGGAUUAAACUGUGAGAAUGAAUGUCAGUGCCUCAACGGUGGCAUGUGCCAUCAUGUACAUGGGUCAUGCACCUGCAGUAAUGGCUUUACUGGGGACACCUGUGAACAGCAAUGUCCCGAAGGAAGUUAUGGACGUGAUUGCUUAGAGCAGUGUCAGUGUCAUAAUGGGGCAACAUGUAACCACGUACAUGGCACCUGCAUUUGCACUGCUGGCUGGGAAGGGCAACAAUGUACCUCCCCUUGCGGAGCCGGAUAUUUUGGCUUACAAUGUCGAGAGAUUUGCGACUGUAAAAACAACGCUACAUGCAACCAUGUCGAUGGAAGUUGCUUGUGCCACCCUGGAUGGGUGGGCGAUCUGUGUGAAAAAGAAUGUCCAGAAGGCCUUUAUGGCAACCAGUGCUCGCUUCUUUGUGACUGUACAAGUGGUGGAUCUUGCCACCAUAUUGACGGCACAUGUAAUUGCUAUCCAGGUUGGACUGGCGUGACAUGCAGUUCACCUUGUGAAGGUGGAUUUUAUGGCCAAGACUGCCAAGAACCGUGUCAGUGCCAAAAUGGUGGCAUAUGCGAUCACAUUGAUGGAAUAUGUACUUGUGAAUCUGGAUGGACAGGGAUAGUUUGUUCAGAGAAGUGCCCAGUAGGAUCAUUCGGUGGCGAAUGCUUGCAACAGUGCCAGUGUGUUAAUGGAGGAACAUGUCACCACGUGAGCGGUGCUUGUUCCUGUCCUCCGGGAUGGCAGGGUUUGACCUGUGGUGAGCCCUGCAGCAAUAACUUCUAUGGACACGAUUGCCAGGAGCGCUGUCAAUGCCACAAUGGAGCUUCAUGUGAUAAUAUAGACGGGUCGUGUGCAUGCGGACCUGGUUGGAUUGGAGAAUUUUGCGAACAUGCGUGCUCGCAUGGACAUUUCGGGUCUGAAUGUUUAGAAGAAUGUCAGUGUACAAAUGGUGGAUCCUGCAGUCACAUUGAUGGGUCAUGUUCUUGUUCUCCGGGUUGGACUGGCCAGUUUUGCGAUGAAAGAUGCCGAGAAGGAUUGUUUGGUCACGAAUGCCAAGAAAUUUGUCAGUGUCAGAAUAAUGCAGAAUGCAAUCAUAUCAGCGGCGUGUGUAGUUGUGGACCAGGAUGGAUUGGAUCCGUAUGCGAUGAAAAGUGUGCUCAAGGUUUCUAUGGAGAAGGUUGUCGAGAGCGUUGCGCAUGUCAGAAUAACGCAUUAUGCAGUAACGUCGAUGGGUCAUGUACCUGUUCGCCAGGGUGGGUUGGUGAAAGCUGUAGUCAAAAGUGUCCAGAAGGAUUCUUUGGAAGUGCAUGUUUAGGACAGUGUCAGUGUGAAAACGGUGGAACGUGCCAUCACGUUGACAGUUCUUGUACCUGUACACCAGGAUGGGAUGGGCCUACAUGUGGAGACCAGUGUGGAGAGGGCCUCUAUGGCCAAAAUUGUCAAGAGGUAUGCUUGUGUCAGAAUAAUGGUUCUUGUCACCAUGUUAAUGGAAUCUGUACUUGCCAGGCUGGAUAUAUAGGGGCUAUGUGUGAAGAAACGUGCCCUUCUGGAUAUUAUGGACACAACUGUAUGGACUCAUGCACUUGUCAAAACAAUGCACAGUGUGACCCAAUGGAUGGUUCUUGUACUUGUUCUCCUGGAUGGAUGGGCUUGCGAUGUAAUGAAACAUGUCAGAACGGCUACUUUGGAAAUAUGUGUCAGGAACCCUGUGGCUGUCAAAACGACGCAGAAUGCAAUCAUAUAGAUGGGUCUUGUACUUGUCAACCAGGAUGGAAUGGGGAUCUCUGUGAUGAAAGAUGUUCUCCUGGAAACUAUGGUUACCAAUGUUCUCUAGUCUGCCAAUGUCAAAAUGGUGCCACAUGUCACCAUGUAGACGGUUCUUGCACAUGUUCAGCUGGCUGGAUGGGGGAGAUCUGCACCAUGCCUUGUCAAGAAGGCAGAUUUGGACCUAAUUGCACCGAACUCUGUCUCUGUGAUAUUAAUGGUCGUUGUAAUGCUGCUGAUGGGUCGUGUUCUUGUAAUCCUGGUUGGGAAGGAAGAUACUGUGAACGUCAAUGCACUCAGAAGUUCUUCGGACAUAAUUGUGCUGAGCAAUGUUUGUGCCAGCAUGGCGGUUCAUGUGAUCCAGUAGAUGGCUCAUGUCUUUGCACUGCCGGAUGGAGAGGUACUAUCUGCAGUGAAAACUGCCCAGAUGGGACAUACGGAAUCGGCUGUUCCGAGGUAUGCUCAUGCAACCAACGCGGUACCUGUGAUCCUGAAGUCGGAUGCAUGUGUCGUGGAGGAUGGUUAGGAAAGAAUUGCUCACUCUCCUGUCCUGAUGGCACCUUUGGUGUGAACUGUUCUUCGACAUGCAACUGCAGUGUGAACAGCAUAUGUGACAAUGAACUUGGCUGCUUCUGUAACCCUGGGUUUACUGGCCCUACCUGUGAGAAGCCAUGCGCAAAUGACACCUUUGGCCAAAAUUGCGCCCAUACCUGCGGAUGUAUGAACGGUGGAACCUGCGAUCCCAUCCUUGGAUGCAUUGAUUGUCUUCCAGGAUAUACAGGUCAAGGGUGUAAAGAUGAAUGCCAUGAUGGUACCUUUGGAAAGAACUGUCAAUCCACCUGUCCUGCUUGUCAAAAUGGCGGAAUGUGUCACCACAUCACCGGUUCAUGCGUCUGCACUGCUGGUUAUACAGGAAAAAGCUGUCAGGACACAUGCGAAGAUGGAUUCUUUGGCCUCAACUGCAGCUCGAUGUGUGACUGUCCACUGAUAGACUUCUGUGAUCACGAGACAGGGUAUUGUCCAGAUAUCAAUGUUGCUGCUGUGCAGACCGAAGAUCCAACAUUCAGGCAGGACCGACUGGGGGUAAUAGCUGGUAUAACCGUCGGGUCUGCUAUAGUCAUAUUAGUUGUUACAGCAGGAGUAAUCUACAUCCUUCGACGAUCGAAGGAUCGACCACCCCAAGCAGUAUACAGUGUUCCAAAGGCCACAGCAGCACGUUCUCAUAGAAUAGACAGUAAUGGUGAUAAACCAGAUGAAAUAAAUCAUAACUUAUUAGGUGUGCCGAGAUCGCAGUCGGAUUGGAAAUCGACCAUGUCCUCGCAGUCGUCAUCGAAUGGAGAUACGAUAGAGACUCGGCAACAGUUCUUGAAAGGAAGUGUUGAGGUCAUCAGCGUUCGGAUGCCAGAGGAUGACAUCGUCGAACGGGAAUCAAGCUUAUAAUAUCAAGCGAAUUAUGAUCUUCAAAACAUAGAACAAUUUUUUUUUUCAGUGAAAACCAAAAACGGAAACCAUGUGUAAAAUUUACACAUUAAAGUUCUUCUUAUAUAUUCAAGGCAAACUUGCUGCAGAAAGGAGUGUCAUGUGGGCACGGUGGAUGUUUCACAAAGCGAUUUGCAAAAAGUAACGAAAUACUUGCCAAUAUGGGGGCUGUUCCUUGAAUAAUGAAUGCCAUAUUGAUUGAUUCGCAAUUUAUUUUGAAUAGUUAUGUGCUCGCGUAACUUGGGACAGUUAGAUUAUGAUUUAUGUAGAUAACUAUUCCUUUCGUUUGCAUUUUCAGAGCAUGGACCAACAACAGUCCAUUGUCAGAGCAUUGCUCAUUCUCUUGCACAUUAUAUUCGACAACAUGGCCCUAGGAAGCGGGGUGCUGGGGGCAGUACCCCAAAGAUUUUUCAGGGGGUCCUGCGAAUGUUAUAAUUUUCCCUGACCAAGGAUCUCCAAUUCCAAAGUCUCGCGACCGUUAAAUUGAAGAAAGAUCAUUUUUUUUGGGGGGGGGGGUAUAACUAGGAUAUCAAGAUAUAAUCAUCUUAACAUGGUCUUUGAUGGGCUCAUGUAUCUUGGAAUAAUUCAUGGUAUCUAGGGCAACUCUUGAGUAGCAUUCUAAAUAUCAAGUCACUGCAACAGAUAGCCAUUCUGACAUUUGGCAGUGAUUUAAGUCAGGUUGACGUUUAAAAAGUCACAUCAUGUGACUGAAAUGUUUUGACCUACCGAUCAAUUUUUAAGUAUCCAGUGGGCCUAAUUUGAUGCGUUUAAAAGUGACACUUAUACAUUGCAAUUUUACAUCUAUUGCCUAAACAUAUGACGUGGCGCCCCUCCCCCGCCCUCCACCCCCUAAAAAAAAAUUACCACACGUCGGACGAUACCCUUUCAUAUUCGAUUGCUUUUCCCUCACAUUUUAAUUUUCAACCUAUAAUAUAAAAUGUUUUAAUUGAAAUGUUUAAUGGGGAACUAAGACACCCCUUUCCCAGCACUAUAAAUUUUAUACUUGACUGUCUCGAAAAUAUUUGUACGAUCGCGCUUGAUCUUGUCAACCAACUCUUAACGUUGUCCAAAUUCACAUAGUGUACAUUAUCUUGCCUUCAACCAGUUUGUCUACUUCCAUGACUUACCAGUUCGAGUAACUUCCAUUAGGCCUAGUAACAAAUUAAUCUACACUGUAAAAUUACCGGUGUUCUGUGAGAACAAAAUACCGUCAUGCGUUGACAAUACACGAUUGGGUUUGAAUAGCACACCAAAAUAGUGUUAGAAUAACGAACAGCAUGUGUUAUAUCAACACAGAGGUGUUGAACUAACACCUUGUUUUCAACACUGGUUUAAAAUGCUUGGUGUAGUCUCCUUUUAACUCGGUGGUGUUGCUUUUAAUACCACUCUUUUCGUAGUGUGUAUAUCCAUUUUGGCUAACUCCAUUCCUUCUACUGUACUUUGGUUCAUUUUCACUUCAGCCAAGACUACCUGGUAAUUACACACAAUUUGCCCCCAAUGAAGUGGUCAUGGGAAUCAGACUUACCAUCAAUUAGUCAAAAGAAAAGUGGAUGAACUUAGUAAGAAUUAGCCCGAAUGGUUUUUACACAUCUGGUAUUAAGACCGAGCACCGAGUUAUUUUAGACUAAGCGUGCGUGCAUUUAUAAACCGAUUUUGCUUUUCUAUACAAGUAGUGCAUUUGAUAUUAGGAUUAUCAAACAGAUGGUUGUAAAUAUUCAUUUUCUACUUUAUAUU